AUGGUCUCGCGACGGUCUCACACCAAGUCCCGACAUGGUACACCGUUUGCAUUAGGUUGUUCCAAUUGUAAAAGGAGAAGAGUGAAGUGUGAUGAGCAACGGCCAUUUUGUGGCAACUGUACUCAGCGACAGGAUGCGUGUGUUUACAAUGCCGAAGGUCCCUAUUUUUUCGCUGGCAAGCAAUCCAGAAGAACCAGACAAACAGGUUCAUGCUCAUCGACGCGUCAAAGACAUACUUCUCUAUCAUUCCCGGAAUGGGAUACAACUUUGAACACCUUCCGCUCUACAAAUGAAUCUGCUGAUUCUCCUGUCUUGAAUAUGGAGCAAUUACAGCUUGUAAUCCAGUGGAUUCAGCAUACUCAUACAUUUCUUGCCCGGAAUGAAGAAACCCGGAAAGUCUGGGAAACGGCGGUGUUGGAAGAAGGCCUAAAAGCUCCCUUCUUGAUGCAUGGAAUCUUAGGACUCUCUGCAUUGCAUCUGUCGUGUACACGGAGUUCCGAGCAAGGAAGAUGGCUGAGUAUUGCCAUAUCCCACAAGAACAAAGCGCUAUCCAUGUUUUCUGAGCAGCUUUCCAGCAUCAACCGCUCCAAUGCCAAAGCGAUGAUGAGUUUCGCUGGACUCGUCGUCAUAUUUGGACUUGGGAGUGCACUUACCCCCGGAACAGACGUUGGUCCUAGCCUUGAUGCAUUAAUUGAGAUUUUCACACUUGCACGCGGAGUGCAGGCUGUCGUUAACGAGGGGUUUCAAUUUCUAUUGCAGAGUAAUUUUGCACCGCUCUUCGAAGCAACGCCACCGACAAUACCAUUUGCGGAAGAUGUCUUGAUUGCCUUUGAUCAUCUCCGUGAAUUGAAUACUCAACUUGGCCAGCAAUCUGUUGGUCACGAUUCCGCAAGUUAUGAGCGAACGAUUGAACACUUGCGAGAUAUGGCAGCAUUUACUUGGGCACAACCUACAUCAAUGACUCUUGUGGGAGGAUGGGCUAUCCGAGCUCCCUCUCAGUUCAUGAGUGCUCUAGAAAGACAAGAGCCAUUUUCUCUUGUGUUGUUAGCCCAUUUCUGUGGUUUUUUGAAUAUGGCUCGUGGAAAUUGGUGUGUAGGACCCUGGGGCUCUAUGGUUUUGAAAGAGAUCAAUCAGCUGCUGCCUUCUGAUUGGCAGCGCCAUACCGACUGGCCAACUAGUCAGGUUUUGGGAAAGGAACAUAUCGACUCAAAUGUAUCACCAAUGGAAAAUUGA
Molecule: messenger RNA, 1233 nt
Organism: Penicillium soppii
Lineage: Eukaryota; Fungi; Ascomycota; Eurotiomycetes; Eurotiales; Aspergillaceae
Product: Zn(II)2Cys6 transcription factor domain-containing protein
Exons: 3
Coding region: 1-1233 (410 amino acids)
Biological process (GO): regulation of transcription by RNA polymerase II
Molecular function (GO): zinc ion binding; DNA-binding transcription activator activity, RNA polymerase II-specific
Source: RefSeq, a predicted model, not a curated record